This is a messenger RNA of Aspergillus alliaceus, 1541 nucleotides long. Its product is annotated as cytochrome P450. Gene Ontology annotation, molecular function: oxidoreductase activity, acting on paired donors, with incorporation or reduction of molecular oxygen; monooxygenase activity; iron ion binding. The transcript is spliced from 3 exons. The coding region runs from base 1 to 1404 and encodes 467 amino acids. NCBI's taxonomy places the organism in Eukaryota, Fungi, Ascomycota, Eurotiomycetes, Eurotiales, Aspergillaceae. The record is from RefSeq and is a predicted model, not a curated record.
AUGUCGAAAUGGGCAAAGCAGUACGGCGGCAUCUUUUCUCUUAAACGCUUCCGCAAUACCACCAUCGUCAUCACCGACUGGAAACUCAUGAAGGGGCUGGUAGACAAGAAGAGUAUCAACUUCAGUCACCGUCCUCCGUCCAAGGUAGCCGAUCUCAUAACUCACGGGGACCACAUCCUCAUGAUGCAGUACGGUGAGACAUGGCGCACAAUGCGCAAGCUCAUUCACCAAUAUCUCAUGGAAUCCCAGUGCGAGAAGGAGCACUGGAAGCUGCAAGAGGCGGAGGCGGCUCAGAUGUUGUAUGAUUUUCUGGUGGAUCCAGAGAACCAUAUGAUGCAUCCGAAGCGGUACAGUAACAGUAUUACUAUGUCGCUGGUGUUUGGAAUUCGCACAAAGAGUGUCAAGGAUGAAUAUAUGACGCGGCUGUACAGUCUCAUGGAGAAAUGGUCCCUCGUGCUCGAGACUGGAGCCACCCCUCCUGUCGAUUCCUGGCCCUUGCUUCAGUGGAUCCCAGAAAGAUUCACGGGCUACUGGCGGCAACGAGCGACCGAGGUGGGUGAUCUGAUGACCGGAUUAUACACGGAGGUGCUACACGUCAUUGAGAACCGGCGAAAGGCAGGGAUCUAUAAGGACUCCUUCAUGGACCGGGUCCUGGAUAAGCAGGUCAAAAACCAGUUUGGUGAGCACCAGCUGGCAUUCCUUGGAGGGACAUUGAUGGAAGGUGGAUCGGAUACCUCCUCGUCAUUGAUCCUAGCUAUUGUACAAGCGAUGACUCAAUACCCUGAAGUUCAGAAAAGAGCGCACGCUGAGAUCGACUCUGUGAUUGGUACGGAUCGUUCCCCGGCCUGGUCUGACUUCCGUAAACUCCCUUACAUCAACAUGAUGAUCAAGGAGGCACACCGCUGGCGGCCUGUCCUUCCACUGGGUGUCGUCCACGGAUUGGCGGAAGACGACUCGUACAAUGGAAUGCAUCUGCCCAAGCACUCCACCAUCAUCCUCAAUGUGUGGGGCAUGCACAUGGACCCCGACCGAUUCGAAAACCCUGAAGACUUCAUCCCGGACCGCUAUGCGAACUUCCCAGAGCUGGCGCCGCACUAUGCCGCGGCGGCGGACGGCGCUGCGCGGGAUCACUUUGGCUACGGCGCUGGCCGCCGCAUCUGUCCCGGCAUCCAUCUUGCGGAGCGGAAUCUGUUCAUCGCCGUGGCGAAGCUGCUAUGGGCGUUCGAGUUCAAGAAGAAUCCGGCCGGUAGAAGUGACGUGAGUGCGGAGACCGGUAGCAGUCAGGGAUUUAUGCACUGCGUAAAGGAUUACGAUGCACUCAUUACUGUCCGGGGGGAGGAGAGAAGACAAACAAUUUUCCGGGAGUUGGAGCAGUCGCAAAAGGUUUUUGGGAGGUACGAUUGAUCGACCGACAAGAUUUGUGACAUCCAGAUGGAGGAUUUAGAUAUAGAGAGACCCACAAGACGUUUAGCCCCAUGGGCCAAUCACCCGAUCCAACCCGUAUCGUAGAUCCAGACUUUCUUUAAAUAUGAUUCAAGCUA